CUCUCAGUGGAGUUUUGAAUCCCAUGCGGAACCCAAACCUUUUUCCUACCUGCACUCCAAGAAUCAAACCCAUCUCACCCACAUGCCCUGCUUACGUGUCGCUCUCUUAUUGGUUGACUGUGUACUGAAAACAAUGGGCUUUUUCAGAUCGAAGCCCACGUGGCAAGAUCCUACGCUGAAAAUUACAGAACCUAGAGAAUACCACUCUACUCCUCCUUACUACUACACUUUUUUUCCUUUCAACUUUCUCUCCCAUUUCCCACCACUCAAACGCCUUCUUCCUCUUUAUUCCUCUUUUCCCCGCCUUUAAAACCCGCCGAGGCUACGAAAUUCGAUUCCACGUAAAACGCAGUGCACUCUGCGAUUUUUCUUUUUAAAAAAGAAAAAAUGAAAAAGUCGGUGUUGAAAGAACCCGAGUCGACGACUCAUUUCGACUCGCCUCACUCACCAUUCCGAAUACGAUCCUCUCCUCUCUCCGAUGGCGGCGAUCCUAACGAGUCCGAAUCUCCGCCACAGCGGUUUCACUCGCCAGAAAACUCACCGGAAAGUCAACACCGUGACAACUCCAGGGCAAUCGUGGUCGUCGGAAGUCCGGCGCACCAAUCUCCCUUGCACGAUUCCGAUCGCCAGAGCCCGACUCCGGAGAAUGCACCGCCGGUGGUGGUAAUCAACCGCGCUGUGAGGCAGGAGCCUCAGCCUGCGCCGACGAAUCUGAGCGCCGGUCAUGGAGGACGAGGCAGAGAAGGCGGAGGGAGGGGGAGAAGCAGGACGGCGCCGGCGAUGAAUAGGGAGAAGAUAAUGAGGACGGCGGCACUAGGGUUCCGGGUGAGCGAGGUGGUUCUGUGUUUGAUUUCGUUUUCGGUUAUGGCGGCCGAUAAGACUCAAGGUUGGAGUGGUGACUCCUUUUAUCGCUACAAGGAAUACAGGUAUUGUUUAUCAAUGAACGUUAUAGCAUUUGUUUAUGCUGCAUUUCAAGCAUGUGAUCUUGCCACCCAGUUCUCUGGCAAACAAUUACUCGUUCACCAUUUCCGCCCUCACUUUGAUUUCUUCAUGGAUCAGGUUCUGGCAUAUCUCUUGAUGUCUGCAUCAUCAUCGGCAGCUACCCGGGUAGAUGACUGGCAAUCGAACUGGGGAAGAGAUGAGUUCACGGAGAUGGCGAGUGCCUCAGUUGCUUUCUCCUUCCUAGCAUUCAUUGCAUUUUCCAUUAGUUCACUCAUCUCUGGUUACAACCUCUUCACUCUCUAUCCUGUUCCUUAGCAACCAACAUUUUAAACCUCAUACACAUACAAACUGUCUGUCUAUAUGAGUCCUCUUUUUAAAUUCUUUUUCUUCUGAUGUCUAUUAAUGCAAUCAAGAAAAUGUCAUUGCCCGUGAUUUUAUUUCUUUUACUGUACAGACAGACUUGUAUACAUAAACUUGCAUGGUAUUUCAUCUUACGAUUCGCAGGGUGGAGAAAGAAUUUUGUAUAACUUUGAAAUACAAUUUUUAAUUUCAAUAUUUUAAAUGAAAAUAGUUUUACACAA
Molecule: messenger RNA, 1523 nt
Organism: Arachis ipaensis
Lineage: Eukaryota; Viridiplantae; Streptophyta; Magnoliopsida; Fabales; Fabaceae
Product: CASP-like protein 4A3
Source: RefSeq, a predicted model, not a curated record